AUGGCUCCUUCCAAGAAUCCCUGGGUAGAAACACCCUUGAUCGAAUCAACCACUCUAUCAAAAGCAGCCGGAUGCAGAAUCUUCCUGAAACUCGAAAACCUCCAACUCUCCGGCUCUUUCAAAGCAAGAGGAAUAGGGCACCUCAUGCAAACCUCCCUCUCCACCUCCAAAACCCCAUCAAGCACCCACUUCUACUCGUCUUCAGGAGGAAAUGCCGGACUCGCCGCUGUCCACAGUGCCGUAAGACUAAACCGACCCUGCACAGUAGUAGUCCCAUUGACCACAAACCCCAUGAUGAUGGAAAAGAUGAAAGCAGCAGGUGCAACAGAAGUUUUGCAAUACGGGGCGAGUUGGCAAGAAGCUGAUGAUUACCUGCGAGACACUGUUAUCAAACAAGCAGAAGAGGGCGGAGAAGAAUGUGUCUAUGUUCCUCCUUUUGAUCGUCCGACGAUUUGGACGGGGCAUUCUUCCCUGAUUGAUGAGAUUGCUGUGCAGUUGUCUGAGCUCACUGGAGAGGACAAGGCAAGGCCGGAUGUUUUGGCUUGUUCGGUUGGCGGUGGGGGCUUAUUCAACGGUGUUAUGGAGGGUGUACAGCGUCACUCCUGGCGCGACACAAGGAUCCUUGCUGUAGAGACCAAGGGAGCAGACUCUUUGGCCGAGAGCGUGAAGCAGGGACAACACAUCACACUACCUGCCAUAACCUCCCAAGCAACCACUUUGGGUGCCAAAAAGGUCUCGGCAAGGACUUUUGAAUUGGCCAUGCAGAGUGAGCAGGUCAAGACCUUGGUCUUGAGUGAUGAGGAAGCUAUGAUGGGUGCGUGGAGAUUGGCAGAGGAUGAGAGACUGCUGGUAGAGCUGUCGUGCAGCGUCACCGUUGCAUUGUGUUACGGAGAUCGAUUGGAAAAAGCCUUGGGCAGACGAGUGUCGAAAGACGACAAGGUUGUCAUUAUCGUUUGCGGUGGCAGCAAUGUCACCAUAGAUAUGGUCUCGCAGUGGAAGAAGGACUCGGUGCAUGUUGAUGCAGCAGAGUAG
Aureobasidium subglaciale EXF-2481 is the source of this 1032-nucleotide messenger RNA. RefSeq lists its product as uncharacterized. Bases 1 to 1032 code for a protein of 343 amino acids. The transcript has 2 exons. Gene Ontology annotation, molecular function: L-serine ammonia-lyase activity; threonine deaminase activity; pyridoxal phosphate binding. The record is from RefSeq and is a predicted model, not a curated record. Gene Ontology annotation, biological process: L-threonine catabolic process; L-serine catabolic process. NCBI's taxonomy places the organism in Eukaryota, Fungi, Ascomycota, Dothideomycetes, Dothideales, Saccotheciaceae.